CAGUAGUGGCUCAGUCCUCACCUGUCCUUCCCAAACCCCCCCUCCGAACAGAGACAAAUACACCCACGCGCGGCCGCAAAAGCUCUCGCGUUGCGCCGGAGCUCCUCCGCCGCGAGACAUGGCCGGUGCGGCGGGUGAAGACGCCGGGAUGGACGAGGUCCAGAGGCGCCUCAUGUUCGACGACGAAUGUAUUUUGGUAGAUGAACAAGACAAUGUCGUUGGCCAUGAAUCGAAAUAUAACUGCCAUCUGAUGGAAAAGAUCGAAUCUGAGAACCUGCUCCACAGGGCUUUCAGUGUAUUUCUUUUCAACAAAAAAUAUGAGCUGCUACUUCAGCAAAGAUCUGAAACAAAGGUUACAUUUCCUUUAGUAUGGACCAACACCUGCUGCAGCCAUCCUCUGUACCGUGAAUCCGAGCUUAUCCAGGAAAACUUCCUUGGUGUCAGAAAUGCUGCUCAGAGGAAGCUCUUAGAUGAGCUGGGCAUCCCAGCCAAGGAUGUGCCAGUUGACGAAUUCACCCCUCUCGGUCGGAUGCUUUACAAGGCCCCAUCUGAUGGGAAAUGGGGUGAACAUGAGCUGGACUACUUGCUGUUCAUUGUCCGUGAGGUGGAGCUGGUCCCAAACCCGGACGAAGUAGCUGACGUGAAGUACGUGAGCCGUGAGCAGCUGCAGGAGCUGAUCCGCCAGGCGGACGCCGGGGAGGGCGGCGUGAAGCUGUCCCCCUGGUUCAGGCUGGUGGUGGACAACUUCCUCAUGGGCUGGUGGGAGCACCUCGAGAAAGGCACGCUUCAAGAGGCCGUGGACAUGGAGACCAUCCACAAGCUCAAGUAAGGGAGGGCGCAGAUGCCGUGCUGUGGCUGCUCCGGCAGUCCCCGAUGAAAAGUUCUUGCGCUACUACCCGUUGUAUGCUAAUUUCAAAGUUACCCAAGGCCCUCCGCCCUGUAGUGGUGGGCUUAUUUCAAAGUUUUACUUUGACCGUUACUUAUAGUAUGUGGAUUAUGUGGUAUGAAAAUUGUAUCAUUGAAAACUUUUUUUUUUGCUCCAGCAGAAAACUUUUUUCAAAUACAAAUCCAUCGAAUCUAA
Molecule: messenger RNA, 1081 nt
Organism: Brachypodium distachyon (stiff brome)
Lineage: Eukaryota; Viridiplantae; Streptophyta; Magnoliopsida; Poales; Poaceae
Product: isopentenyl-diphosphate Delta-isomerase I
Exons: 6
Coding region: 119-829 (236 amino acids)
Biological process (GO): isopentenyl diphosphate biosynthetic process; isoprenoid biosynthetic process
Cellular component (GO): cytoplasm
Molecular function (GO): isopentenyl-diphosphate delta-isomerase activity
Source: RefSeq, a predicted model, not a curated record